GCCUCCACGUUAAUGAAUAGCCGCGGCCCGCGCGAGACCAACGAGACGAUUAUGCCGAGAUAAAGAGCAUCUGACUCGCGCUCUGUCCGAUAAUGGCAUGCGGUGGUUCACCCGCGGAGGAUUUCCCGGACAAAGUGAUGCCCAGAGCUGCUCCCUGCACGUGCAGCAAGAAGUGCAGGAGUCGGAGCGGCAGUGUCGUCUUCCUGGGAUUAUUCCUGCUGUCGCUGUGCCUGCACGCUGUCACCCUCGUCUGCUAUUUGGACCUGCGCUCCGAAGUCAAAAGGGAAAUUAUCCACCAGAAGCGGGACUCCAUGUUGACACUCGCGGGGAGUGACCUGGCUGACCCGGCGGCGCUGCUCUCGACCGGCCACCCGCGACUGGACUCCGGCAGCGGCCGCGGCGGCGGCGGAGGAGGAGGAGGAGGAGGAGAGGGUCAUGAGGAGAAGUUACUGCACAGAAAUAGCGACUUCCACGCCACAGAGGAUAACAGGGGCAUAACUCAGCGAGCGAAAAGGAGUCCCGGCAAGCAGCCAGAACCAGAAUCGACUGGGAAGGAAAAAAGGAAAGAGAAGAGAAAAGGGAAAAAAAGGUCAGUGCCGGGCCCCCCUGGCCCCCCUGGUCCCCCGGGCCCACAGGGGCCACCGGGCAUCCCUGGAAUCCCCGGCAUUCCAGGAAGCAACGCCGUGGGGCCUGCUGGACCCCCUGGACCCCCCGGGCCACAGGGACCUCCGGGCACUCAAGGUCCAGCAGGAGUUCCAGAUAAGACGAAAACAAAGGAAUUCCAGCCUGCAGUGGUUCAUCUGCAAGGGCAGGAGACGACCAUCCAAGUGAGAGAAGAUCUGUCUGAAGGCAUCCUUAGGAACUGGAAGAUGGUGUCCAUCCACCACCGUGUGUUCAAAAUGCACUCUCGCUCUGGAGAGCUAGAGGUGCUGCUGGACGGUGUCUACUUCAUAUAUAGUCAGGUAGAAGUGUACUACCUCAACUUCACCGACAUUGCCAGCUAUGAGGUGAUGGUGGACUCAAACCCGUUCCUCCGCUGCACCUGCAGCAUCGAGACGGGCCAGCGCAAGUUCAACACCUGCUACACGGCUGGGGUGAGCCUGCUGCGCGCCGGCCAGAGGAUCUCCAUACGCAUAGUGUAUGAGGACACACUCAUCAGUAUGACCAACCACACCACCUUCCUGGGAAGUGUCAGACUUGGAGAGGCUCCAUCUGCUGGACAGAACUGAUAACUGCACGACACCACCGGCCCUCAUGCAGAAAUGAGAAGUCGCUCGCAAUGGUCGAAUCAGUAGGAAGCAACUUCUAGCCCAAGUCUUGAUCCUGUUUAGAGGAAACCUAAACCCUCUGGCUCAUUAAAGUCGAGGGAGUCCCCCGGGUGACUCUGGUCCACUUUCACAGCCCUGUAUUAAAAAGGACAAUAUAGACGGAUGUACUUCCCCCUCACAUUGAUUCUGUGCAAAGAGAUCAGCCUCGAUGAGCCGAGCGUCCUCAUCAAACAAAAGUUUCUAUUUAUAGUCACCAUUUUGUGUCAACACAGACGGCAUCUCUCUUUAUAACAAGGAAGGACACUGCGCUGACAUAUACUUAAUAUUUACAUAUUUUUAAGUGCUGUUGAAUGAUAAUCUUGAAUCUCCAAAAACACCAGCUAUUCAAAAUGUUGUAUUUGCAGUUUUUAUAGUUUUUAAUUAAUUUAAUUACACUAACAGUUAUGAGUAAGUGGUUUAAAGCUCCAUACGCCCCUGGGUUAAGAAAACAAUCUAAAGACCGUAUACAUGUUCAAAGCGAGUAUAAAGGUAUCUAUGCAAAGCUGAGAAAAAUCUAUUAAAACUGGAGUUAUAAGGUAUUCACGGAGCAACAGCACUAUAUAUUUUGCGCACAUUUGCACUACAGCAUCCCUGCAGAAUAUCAGUGAUAUGUUUUGUUACAGUGCUAUUGUUUAGUUACCGUGUGAAUGAAUCAUGUGGAAAAAUGAUAGUUGUUUAUACGUCUAUGUACAUAUUGUAUAUAAAAUGGGAUAUACUUUUGUAAAUGGAGUUGAU
Messenger RNA from Chelmon rostratus (copperband butterflyfish), 2042 nucleotides. RefSeq names its product ectodysplasin A (gene eda). Gene Ontology annotation, cellular component: membrane. The transcript has 8 exons. Lineage: Eukaryota; Metazoa; Chordata; Actinopteri; Chaetodontiformes; Chaetodontidae. Gene Ontology annotation, biological process: immune response; animal organ development. Gene Ontology annotation, molecular function: death receptor agonist activity; death receptor binding; tumor necrosis factor receptor binding. The record is from RefSeq and is a predicted model, not a curated record. The coding region runs from base 93 to 1229 and encodes 378 amino acids.